Messenger RNA from Entelurus aequoreus (snake pipefish), 3726 nucleotides. It is a transcript of the gene dennd1b, whose product is annotated as DENN/MADD domain containing 1B. Gene Ontology annotation, molecular function: phosphatidylinositol phosphate binding; guanyl-nucleotide exchange factor activity. Gene Ontology annotation, biological process: endocytosis; endocytic recycling. The record is from RefSeq and is a predicted model, not a curated record. Lineage: Eukaryota; Metazoa; Chordata; Actinopteri; Syngnathiformes; Syngnathidae. The transcript is spliced from 23 exons. Gene Ontology annotation, cellular component: intracellular membrane-bounded organelle; cytosol; nuclear speck. The coding region runs from base 285 to 2720 and encodes 811 amino acids.
ACAGCACUUCCGGAGUGAUGUUUGUUGUGGGAAAUAACCACCGUGCGACUCGCCUGUGACUGGGCCCACGCUAACGGAACAAGGACUGAACUACAACCGUUACGCUGCGUCCGGAGCACGUAGCGGCUUUUUUUUUUAAACCAAUAACACGCCAGCGGAACGGGGCCCAGGGACCGGGACCACGACGCAGGGGCGGCGGGGAGAGGGGACAUUCUUGUCGGAUAGCCGAGUAGCAGAAGCCACCGACAGACAGCACGGAGCUGUCGCGAUGCGGUAACUAAAACAUGGACAGCAGAAUCAAGGAGAACCCAGAGAGAACUUUUGAUCUGGUGGUACAAGUAACAUCUCCAGUAUCUAAAAAUGAGGAUCCAACCGUGCUGUGGAGCUUCCCCCAGGACCACACCGACCAGGACGUUCUUCAUACGAUACCAAAGUUCUGCUUUCCCUUUGACAUGGAAAGAGUGUCCCAGAGCCAUGUUGGACAGAACUUCACCUUUGUGCUGACCGAUAUCGACGGCAAGCAGAGGUUCGGGUUCUGUCGUCUCACUCAAGGUUGCAGAGUUUGCUUAUGUCUGCUAAGCUACCUUCCAUGGUUUGAGAUUUACUACAAGCUGUUGAACACCCUUGCGGACUACCUAACGAGACAACAGGAUAAUGACUUGAAUGACCUGCUGAACUCUCUGCACGAUCUGCCGGUGCCAAAGCCCUUCACGCCAGUCAACCUGAGUGUGAAUGAGCAGUUGUAUAUUGCCACUGGGCAAGUACUCCGAGAUCAGCGAAGCAAGGAGCCGCACUCCUACUUCAUCGCCCCGGAUAUCAAUGGACUGCCAACUAUCCCAGAGAGUAGAAACCUGACAGAAUACUUUGUGGCUGUGGAUGUCAACAACAUGCUCCAGCUCUAUGCCAGUAUGCUGCACGAGCGGCGUGUCAUCAUUACCUCAAGCAAGCUGAGCACUUUAACUGCAUGUGUCCACGGUGCAGCUGCUUUGCUCUUUCCAAUGUACUGGCAGCAUAUCUUCAUCCCUGUGCUGCCCCCGCAUCUUCUGGACUACUGCUGUGCCCCCAUGCCAUACUUUGUGGGAGUUCAUCUUAGUCUACUGGAGAGAGUACGCAGUCGGUCCCUGGAGGAUGUGGUCAUCCUGAAUGUGGACAAUAACACACUGGAGAGUCCCUUUGACGAUCUGCACAACCUUCCCAGUGAUGUGGUGUCCUCGCUGAAGAGCAAGCUCAAGAAGCAGUCGACGGCGACGGGAAGCGGCGUGGCGAGGGCCUUCCUGAGAGCGCAGGCCGCUCUGUUUGGAUCCUACCGGGACGCCCUGCGUUAUAAGCCUGGGGAGCCAAUAGCAUUCUCCGAAGAGAGCUUUGUGAACCAUCGUUCAAGCACCAUGAAGAACUUUCUGUCCAUGGCGGUCAACCUGCAACUUUUCAAACAGUUCAUCGAUGGGCGGCUGGCCAAAUUGAACGCAGGCCGCGGCUUCACCGACGUGUUUGAAGAAGAGAUCACAGAGGGGGGCUUCUGUGGAAGUAGCGCCAGGUCCUACCAGCAGUGGAUGCACACUGUGAAGAGAGGAGGAGCGCUCAUCAAUACAGCGGUGACGAAGGCCAAAAGCCAUGCCAAGAGGGGUAUCCGGGACAUUAGGGGCCGACUGAAAGUGCGGGAAGAAGAGGAAGAGGGGAUGACAGUAUGUGCAGGGUCCCCCACCAGCACCAAGAGUCUGUCUCCAAGGCGACUGCAGAGGAUGAGACAGCAGAACUUCAGCAAGUCUCCCAUGAGCACGGGCCCUCCAGAUCUCGGCUACGGGCUUGACGAUGACGAGCUGGACAGUGCAAGCAAGUUCUCGUCAGAGGACAGCGGAGACGUCCCGUCAUACACCGAAGACAGCGAUGACUCGUACUCUCUGGAUCUGGACAUGGACUCCUCCCACUCGGGCAAGAUGAACCUGCUGGAGGAGAUCCUGGACUCUCUGAGCACCACCACCUUGGAGCAAGGCAAGCUCAGUGCUGCCAAGAGCCUGGACUUCUUCAGGUCCAUGGAGGAUCUGGACUAUCAGGCUUCGUGCAAACCAAAGUUGUCUGGCGCCUGUCAAGCCUCCAGCGAUGCUGGUGGUGAUGCAGGCGGGGAGCAGGGGGGCUGGAACAUGGGUCAGGACGACAGUGCAGUUCAUGGGAAACACCUUCCACCGUCGCCACGGAGACAAGCCAACAAGAGCAGUGUGAAGGUGUCCAAGAAGCCCAGCAAGGACGGAGCAGACGAGCAGAUGGGCCAGCCUCCUCUACCUCCACCGAGACCACCAGGAGACCGCUUCUCCUAUUUGCCCUCCACGUCUCCGAAUCCCUCCGACUACUCUCCACGCGUGCGGACCGUUUCAGAGCCCCAAACCGUCAGCGAGCCCCUUCAGGCCCAGAACCCGCUGGCCUCCACCGGCAUCCUGAGGAGGAAGGUGCUCUCCAAGGAGACUGUGAGGAACUACAAGCAGAAGUCUGUCCAGAGGCAGGCCAGCAAGGAGAGCCGGGUCAGGAAUUCUGUUCAGGUACCGUGGGAGAAGGACUACACGCAGGGGGUCCCGGGUCACGGUAAAGCCCUAGGGGCCGCGACGCAGGAUCGAGGCCUCCUGGAGGAGAUCGAGUCCAUGUGCUGCGUGGGGCCCGUCCUGCACAGCGGCCUGCAGCUGUCCCAGGUUCACUGCAACAACCACAGCAAGGCCACAGAGCAGUCCUAACAUGGUGGCACUAGGACUAUUUGGACUAGUUCUACGUCACGCCUGGAUGGAACGUGAGGCCUUCAAGGAAAACAGGAAAGACUUGUGGCGUUCAACAAAGUCAUCCUCUUUUCCACACAGUGGUGAAAGAAGGCAAAAGUAUUGGGACACACUUGCAUCCACAUAAAGUGUGCGCCAUCUUUGUGCGAGUUCAUCCCAUGAGGUCAGGGUCAGGUCGGGACAGAGCAAAGGAAUACAAAUGCAGACCUGCCAACAUGUGCGUGUUUUUACGCGCCGCACGCAUUUUGAGCCUCGAAUACGCUUCCCCGCUCUCCAGGUGCGCAAUUUGCCAGUUUCAGUUUAAAACUGAGUGGUCUGACACUCCUGUGGGGGGGCACCAGCGUACGCUACACCGGCUCGCUCCCCCUCCUUGAGUAGCGUGACAUGCGCCUGCCAAAAAAAAUCCAUAUUUUCUCCCCGAAUACCUCCUAUGAUUUCGAAUCAACAUUUGUCAAUAAAAAUGACUGUUGUAACACACUGAUUAGUUCCAGCUGCAGUAACACCCACCUCCCCUUUCUCUUUAAACACCAUUGGCUUGCACUGAAGGACAUUCACAUGGCAAAGGUGUAAAUAUGCCCUUAAUGACUGUUAUAAUGCGCUGAUUAGUUUCAGCUGCAAUAACACCCCCCUUUUCUCAAUAAUUACCAUUGUUUGCGCGCGACAAAGGAUGCAAACGAGCUCAAAAUUUAAUGCAUUAAUUCGUUCCAGCCACAAUUACACUCCACCUCUAUCUUUAAUUACCAUCACUCGCUCGGGACGAAAGAUGCUGACAAGCUAAAGCAGGGGUCCCCAAACUACGGCCCGCCAGCGUCCAAAAUCAGGCCCGCAGGAAGUCCCAAGUAUAAUAAAAAAUAUAUAUUAUUUUUUUCUGUCUUUUCUUAUCCACUUUGUACCGCUUGCUACUCACGGGGUCUCCUAGCCGCUCAGGCAAAUCAUAUUGUCUAAAAAUGCAUUUUCUCAUCGAUAA